UCGACGGCUCGCUUGCCGUGGCCGCCCGAGAGUCUUAAUCGCGGGCGCUUGGGCCGCCAUCUUAGAUGGCGGGAGUAAGAGGAGAACGAUUGUGAGGUGGGAAGGGUUUUCUGCUGCAUUCCUUGGGCCCCGAAAAGGGUCAGCUGGCCGGGCUUUGGGGCGCGUGCCCUGAGGCGCGGAACGCGUGUGCUAUGAUGCGGGGGCUACUCGGGGCUCCGUCCCCUGGGCUGGGGACGCGCCGAAUGUGACCGCCUCCCGCUCCCUCACCCGCCGCGGGGAGGAGGAGCGGACGAGAAGCUGCCACCGGACGACAGGACGUUGGGGCGGCCUGGCUCCCUCAGAAAUGCCUCCGAAUGCAACAAUUCACUGAAAUUAUUUCUAGGGGUGGACCACAGGGUGAGGAGCCUGAAUUGACUAUGUGGAGUUGAAAAUACCUUUAUCACAACCCUGUAUUCUUCUGGAUUAUGAGCAUCAGAAUAAAUGAUAUAAGAUUCCUGUGUAAGGUCACUUCUCAGCAGUUCAUUAGGAAUUCCACAAGGAGGUUUAAGAAUUGUUUAAGCUGCAUCAAUGGAGCACAUACAGGGAGCUUGGAAGACGAUCAGCAAUGGUUUUGGAUUCAAAGAUGCCGUGUUUGAUGGCUCCAGCUGCAUCUCUCCUACAAUAGUUCAGCAGUUUGGCUAUCAGCGCCGGGCAUCAGAUGAUGGCAAACUCACAGAUCCUUCUAAGACAAGCAACACUAUCCGUGUUUUCUUGCCAAACAAGCAAAGAACAGUGGUCAAUGUGCGAAAUGGAAUGAGCUUGCAUGACUGCCUUAUGAAAGCACUCAAGGUGAGGGGCCUUCAACCAGAGUGCUGUGCAGUGUUCAGACUUCUCCACGAACACAAAGGUAAAAAAGCACGCUUAGAUUGGAAUACUGAUGCUGCCUCUUUGAUUGGGGAAGAACUUCAAGUAGAUUUCCUGGAUCAUGUUCCACUCACAACACACAACUUUGCUCGGAAGACGUUCCUGAAGCUUGCCUUCUGUGACAUCUGUCAGAAAUUCCUGCUCAAUGGAUUUCGAUGUCAGACUUGUGGCUACAAAUUUCAUGAGCACUGUAGCACCAAAGUACCUACUAUGUGUGUGGACUGGAGUAAUAUCAGACAACUCUUAUUGUUUCCAAAUUCCACUAUUGGUGAUAGUGGAGUCCCAGCACUACCUUCUUUGACUAUGCGUCGUAUGCGAGAGUCUGUUUCCAGGAUGCCUGUUAGUUCUCAGCACAGGUAUUCUACACCUCACGCCUUCACCUUUAACACCUCCAGUCCCUCAUCUGAAGGUUCCCUCUCCCAGAGGCAGAGGUCGACGUCCACACCUAACGUCCACAUGGUCAGCACCACCCUGCCUGUGGACAGCAGGAUGAUUGAGGAUGCAAUUCGAAGUCACAGCGAAUCAGCCUCACCUUCAGCCCUGUCCAGUAGCCCCAACAAUCUGAGCCCAACAGGCUGGUCACAGCCGAAAACACCCGUGCCAGCACAAAGAGAGCGGGCACCAGUAUCUGGGACCCAGGAGAAAAACAAAAUUAGGCCUCGUGGACAGAGAGAUUCAAGCUAUUACUGGGAAAUAGAAGCCAGUGAAGUGAUGCUGUCCACUCGGAUUGGGUCAGGCUCUUUUGGAACUGUUUAUAAGGGCAAAUGGCAUGGAGAUGUUGCAGUAAAGAUCCUAAAGGUUGUUGACCCAACCCCAGAGCAAUUCCAGGCCUUCAGGAAUGAGGUGGCUGUUCUGCGCAAAACACGGCAUGUGAACAUUCUGCUUUUCAUGGGGUAUAUGACAAAGGACAACCUGGCAAUUGUGACCCAGUGGUGCGAGGGCAGCAGCCUCUACAAACACCUGCAUGUCCAGGAGACCAAGUUUCAGAUGUUCCAGCUAAUUGACAUUGCCCGGCAGACGGCUCAGGGAAUGGACUAUUUGCAUGCAAAGAACAUCAUCCACAGAGACAUGAAAUCCAACAAUAUAUUUCUCCAUGAAGGCCUAACAGUGAAAAUUGGAGAUUUUGGUUUGGCAACAGUAAAGUCACGCUGGAGUGGUUCUCAGCAGGUUGAACAACCUACUGGCUCUGUCCUGUGGAUGGCCCCAGAGGUGAUCCGAAUGCAGGAUAACAACCCAUUCAGUUUCCAGUCGGAUGUCUACUCCUAUGGCAUCGUAUUGUAUGAGCUGAUGACGGGGGAACUUCCUUACUCUCACAUCAACAACCGAGAUCAGAUCAUCUUCAUGGUGGGCCGAGGGUAUGCCUCCCCAGAUCUUAGUAAGCUAUAUAAGAACUGCCCCAAAGCAAUGAAGAGGCUGGUAGCUGACUGUGUGAAGAAAGUAAAGGAAGAGAGGCCUCUUUUUCCCCAGAUCCUGUCUUCCAUUGAGCUGCUCCAACACUCUCUACCGAAGAUCAACCGGAGCGCUUCCGAGCCAUCCUUGCAUCGGGCAGCCCACACUGAGGAUAUCAAUGCUUGCACGCUGACCACGUCCCCGAGGCUGCCUGUCUUCUAGUUGACUUUGCACCUGCCCUCAGGCUGCCAGGGGAGGAAGAGAAGCCAGCAGGCACCACUUUUCUGCUCCCUUUCUCCAGAGGCAGAACACAUGUUUUCAGAGAAGCUGCUGCUAAGGACCUUCUAGACUGCUCACAGGGCCUUAACUUCAUGUUGCCUUCUUUUCUAUUCCUUUGGGCCCUGGGAGAAGGAAGCCAUUUGCAGUGCUGGUGCGUCCUGCUCCCUCCCCGCAUCCCCCAUGCUCAAGGCCCAGCCUUCUCUAGAUGCGCAAGUGGAUGUUGAUGGUAGUACAAAAAGCAGGGGCCCAGCCCAGCUGUUGGCUACAUGAGUAUUUUGAGGAAGUAAGGUAGCAGGCAGUCCAGCCCUGAUGUGUAGACACAUGGGAUUUUGGAAAUCGGCUUCUGGAGGAAUGCAUGUCACAGGCGAGACUUUCUUCAGAGAGUGGUGCAGCACCAGACGUUUUGCACAUAAGGCACCAAACAGCCCAGGACUGCCGAGACUCUGGCUGCCCGAAGGAGCCUGCUUUGGUACUAUGGAACUUUUCUUAGGGGACACAUCCUCCUUUCACAGCUUCUAAGGUGUCCAGUGCAUUGGGAUGGUUUUCCAGGCAAGGCACUCAGCCAGUCCCCAUCUCGGCCCUCUCAGGGAGCAGUCUUCCAUCAUGCUGAAUUUUGUCUUCCAGGAGCUGCCCCUAUGGGGCGGGGCCGCAGGGCCAGCCUUGUUUCUCUAACAGCCUUGUUUCUCUAGUCACAUCAUGUGUAUACAAGGAAGCCAGGAAUACAGGUUUUCUUGAUGAUUGGGUUUUAAUUUUGUUUUUAUUGCACCUGACAAAAUACAGUUAUCUGAUGGUCCCUCAAUUUUAUGUUAUUUUAAUAAAAUAAAUUAAAUUUA
Messenger RNA from Chlorocebus sabaeus (green monkey), 3404 nucleotides. The record is from RefSeq and is a predicted model, not a curated record. NCBI's taxonomy places the organism in Eukaryota, Metazoa, Chordata, Mammalia, Primates, Cercopithecidae.